AUGGCCCCAAAGAAGACCGUCGGAUCAGGAAGAAACACCCCAGCCACCAAGACUCAAAAGAAAGUAGUCAAGAGAGUUGCUGGUGAGAAGCAUCACAACAAGAAGAGAAGAACCGAAACCUUCUCAGUCUACAUCUACAGAGUUCUCAAGCAAGUCCACCCAGAGACCGGUAUCUCAAAGAGAUCUAUGCACAUCAUGAACUCAUUCAUCGGUGAUAUCUUCGAAAAGAUCGCCCUUGAAGCCUCAAAGCUUGUUAGAUACAACAAGAAGCACACUCUCUCAUCCAGAGAGGUCCAAACCGCCGUCAGACUCCUCCUCCCAGGUGAACUCGCCAAGCACGCCGUCUCAGAAGGCACCAAGGCCGUCACCAAGUACAGCAGCGCUUGA
Messenger RNA from Stylonychia lemnae, 387 nucleotides. Lineage: Eukaryota; Ciliophora; Spirotrichea; Sporadotrichida; Oxytrichidae. The record is from the annotation of a GenBank genome assembly.